This is a messenger RNA of Wallemia mellicola CBS 633.66, 1191 nucleotides long. RefSeq names its product DnaJ-domain-containing protein. The coding region runs from base 1 to 1191 and encodes 396 amino acids. Gene Ontology annotation, biological process: protein import into peroxisome matrix. The transcript is spliced from 10 exons. The record is from RefSeq and is a predicted model, not a curated record. Gene Ontology annotation, cellular component: cytosol. Lineage: Eukaryota; Fungi; Basidiomycota; Wallemiomycetes; Wallemiales; Wallemiaceae.
AUGGUGAAAGACACAGAAUACUACGAUCUUUUAGGCGUAAAACCAGAGGCAACUGACUUAGAACUCAAGAAAGCUUAUAGAAAGGCUGCGAUACAAUGGCACCCAGACAAGAACCAAUCAGAGGGCGCUGAAGAGAAGUUCCAAAAAAUUGGUGAAGCCUACGCUAUCCUCAAGGAACCACAAGAGAGAGCCUGGUAUGACAAGAACGGAAAGAAGGAAGCUGGCGCCGUAAACGCUGAGAAUGUAGACCCUGAAGCUUUGUUCGGUCAAAUGUUUGGUGGAGAAGCUUUCAAAGACUACAUUGGCGAUUUCUCACUCAUUAAAGACCUAGCUGGUCGUGCAGAAGCGACAAUGACAGACGAGGAGAAAGCUGAACUUGAGAAGGAAACAAACGCAGCUCUAGGCGGUGAAUCUAAGGAUGAGGUUAAGCCAACUCCACAAACAGCUACUAUCGGCGAGACAGCCCACGCCGAGACCGCGGAACAGACUGAGGAAGAAAAAGCGAAACAGAGAAAGUUGACAGAAGAGCAGAAGGCUAAAUUGAAGGAAGUUGAGGCUCAAUCUGAGAAGGAGAAGGAAGAGAGAAUCAAGUACCUGACUGAUCGUAUGAAGGAAAGAUUGAGAGUUUUCGUUGAAUCUCGUCACCCAGGCGCUGAGAAUGACCCUGAGACUAAGAGAUUCCAAGAGAAUAUCCAAAGAGAAGCUGAGGAUUUGAAGUUGGAAUCAUUCGGUAUUGAGUUGCUACACACUAUCGGUAGUGUAUAUCUCACGAAAGGUCAAAACCACAUCAAGAGUCGUAAAGGUUUCCUUGGUUUGAGCGGUUUCUUCGGACGUGUUAAAGAGAAAGGAUCUAUUUUGAAAGAAGGCUGGGGUUUGCUUGGUAGCGCAUAUGGCGCUCAAGCAGCUGUCGAAGAAAUGAACAAGCGCCAAGAAGCUGGAGAAGUUCCACAAGAUGAAGUUGAAGCAUUAGGAAUGGAUGUAACUGCCAAACUCCUUUUAAUAUCUUGGAAAGUAGCAAGAUUCGAAGCCAACGGCGUCUUACGCGAAGUUUGCGAACGCGUUUUGAACGAUCCAGAGAUCUCAGAUGACACUUCUAUGUUGAGAGCUAAGGGUAUGAUGAUCAUUGGUGCUUUAUUCAAGAAUGUCAAACCAGAUGAAAGCGAUGAAGAGCGUCGUGAACUUGAAAGGUAG